ACAGUAACAGAAAACCCCGAAGAGAGCAGGAGCCGUCGAGAGCUCCUUCAGGGACCCACGAGCUCGACCUUUUUUUCCAAAAAUUCCCUCGGUUCAAUCUCACGACACGGAAACGUGUGUGACGGAUAAUAUCUGUGCGUGAAAUCCAUCCACUCGACCAAGAUGAGGUGUACCAUCCUGGCGCUAACGGCCGUGCUCUGCCUCGCAUUGGUGAACUCACACCCGCUUCCGGAAGACGGACUCCGCUCGGAGGCCCUUGAUCGGCUGGUGAUGGCCGAAGCCGACAGCGAGGCAGCCCUGAGAAGCAAACGGACAAUCGGCAUUCUGCGACAGCUCUUCCCCGAGAUCUCGCAGGACGUGAACCCGGAGUCGGAGAAUCGAGUGAACGAGAUCGGAACGGCGGAGUCGCAGAACAGCGAGGUGCGAGUGCAAUUCGCGGAUGAAGUGUCGAGCGACAACUCGCCCCAGGAGUUGACGCCAUUGGACGAGAUCGAGACGGAUGAGGACGAGAACAGAAACAAGAGAUUCCUCUUUGGUUUUGGCGGUUCCGGAAGCGGCGCCGGUUCAGGCAACUUCCUCUUCGACAUUAUCAGGCUGGUGGCCGGAAGCGGAAGUAACCAGCAGGCCAGUGCCGCUGGUGGCCUUACGCCCGGAAGGACGGACGGCACAGCGGAAGCUGUACCUGGACCCGUUACCAGGUUCUUCGUUCUCGCCAACCGAGGAAUCGCCAAUCUCCUUCAGGAUCUCAUACUCCGUCUGGCGGCCACGAGCGAGCGUAUCGUUAACUUCAAGGCGCGACUGAUCACCUCCAUCAUCUAGGAUCUCACACGAGGACCGAGAUGAGGAAGCACAAGAAGAGGCUCUGCCGGCCUUGGUACCGCCACGUGGGUACCAUCGCCGAGCCGCCGCCUCUGCCCAGAAGGAGCACGGGUACGACGUUGGCAACAUGAUCAUGGUGUUGCCCCCUUGUCCCCGAGAUCCAGAAGUUAAUUCCUUCGUCGAUGGCCGUCGAGCUCUUCGCACAAGACACCCGAAGGCAGUUCGCCACGAAUCGCAUUCCUCUCCCUGCCCUCCCCCUCGCCCAAGACGAUCGACGUUCACUCGAUUCCACCCGACUCGGUUCACCCUUCGGUUCUCUCUUCUCUAGUUUCUUCCGUUCUCUUUUUCUGUUCUUCUUUUGCUACUUUUCCUUCCGUAUUACUGUUAUUUUGUUCCCCAUUAGUCGAUUAGGAUAACGAUAGAUGACGAUAGAGAAAUUCCCGUAGACGCGAUCGUCGUUUCUUGAGAGAAUUGAUCGUUACGGCGUGGCUCGCGCCGCCAUGGUACGAUGGAAACACACCGAGACAGACGGUAGAAACUGUAAAAUCAUUAUCGAAUUUGUGAUACGACACGCUCUUCGUUGACACUUUGAACGGGAUGAUUCAUGCAUUUCGACGAUUACAGAUCGAUCUUUUCCCCGCGCGCACGCUCUCUCUUCUUCUCGUCACGUCGCUGGAAGUCAUUUUCUGACUUGAAAAUGUUUUAAUUCGCGCCCAAAGCAUGAUUAAAAAGUCUAUUUCUUUAUGUAGGAGCCACAAGAGCUCCACGAUCUCUUUUAAACAGGGCUACGACGCGUGCUGCUGGUGAAAUCGGAGCGUAAGACCGUGACCCACCCCUCUUCCCCUAAUUAUUUGCGCGAACGAACGAGAUAUCACAAAUCUGUACAUAGCCCAUUUCGGAAUGCAAUAGUGCCAGGCAUUCAUUGUUAUUAAUUCGUACUAUUUUCUUAUAUAAUUAUCUCUUGCUUCUAUUAUUUUCUCUUAUUUCAAAAAUUACAGUGAUGUAAAAUUUGUGAAAUGUAAGCAAUUAAAUUUUCCAUAUAGCUUUAAUUAUUAAUUAAAUGAAGAUUUGUUUUUACACAUCACGAUAAAUAGCUAGAACGAAGUUAGCUCUUCUUGCUUUUCUGGAUUCUCCAUUUCCAAGAAGAUAGUUAUACUGAUAAUUUGAAUAAAUGUAAAGUCGUCGGCAUGAAACGCAACGUUUCUCGUCCUUAGACGGAGCGUAUUUCUCUAUGUAAAACGUCCCUGUUGUUUUGUAGUGAAAAUAAAUUUUAUUAUAAU
Ooceraea biroi (clonal raider ant) is the source of this 2099-nucleotide messenger RNA. RefSeq lists its product as uncharacterized. The record is from RefSeq and is a predicted model, not a curated record. NCBI's taxonomy places the organism in Eukaryota, Metazoa, Arthropoda, Insecta, Hymenoptera, Formicidae.